Molecule: messenger RNA, 5264 nt
Organism: Diabrotica virgifera virgifera (western corn rootworm)
Lineage: Eukaryota; Metazoa; Arthropoda; Insecta; Coleoptera; Chrysomelidae
Product: WD repeat-containing protein CG11141
Exons: 8
Coding region: 102-2111 (669 amino acids)
Molecular function (GO): protein binding
Source: RefSeq, a predicted model, not a curated record
UGUCAAAGUCAAAUAAUAUUUUGACAAAUGUGUGAAAUAAUUAAAAUUUGUUUAUAAUUCUUAAAUGAUUAUUUAUAUUGGCUGUAAUGUAAGUGUUUACAAUGGCGUUAUAUCCGAACGCUAUACGUCAAACAUUACGGGAAUGGGCACCUUUAACUGAAUUGUUCGCUAAAUUACCAACAAAACACCAAAAUGGCAUAUUUUACCAAGAAAUUAAACUAACUUGUGUUGAUGUUUUACCUGAAUUUAUAGCACUGGGAACGAAUUCGGGAAUUGUUUACUGGUUCGAUAGAAAUAAAAAGGAUAUGCAGAGACUGAGAUGUGAAAACAACAUUUCCAUCACUGCCUUAAAAAUUAUCUCCACGGUAGACUACAUGGUAGCUUGUGGCAAUGCAGCAGGCAAUAUCAACAUCUUCCAGAUUCCCAAGUCAUAUCCCGAUAAUUUACCGGACAGUUUGAAACCCAAAAACAAACAAGUAGAAAGGUAUACUGUAGCUGGCUUGCAUAAGGCUUCGAUAAGUGCAAUCGAUUGGUCAAAGAAUGGAAUGAAAUUGUUUUCAGGUGAUAAAAACGGCGGCGUGGUACUCACGGAGAUAGAUUUUUAUAUGCACAUAUGUAAAUCGGUAGAAAUAUUAAAUGAAGCCUACGAAGUAGUUCAAUUAAGUUAUAAUCAACAGCGACUCCUUGUAUCGACCACUUAUAGAAGCAUCAUAUGCCAAAAAUUAGACAAAUGGAAGGUGGCUCAGGUGGGGACAAAAGAUCGGAAAGUGCUAGGCAGUUUUGGAGGUAUCAUAUAUCAACAUAGUGAAAAACCUUCCGACACAUGUUUGUAUUGUACUAGGCCUGGAUUAAGAAUGUGGAUAUCAGAUGUUGAUGGAAAUGUUCAAAAAACGUUAUUAUUUAAGGAACUGCUAACAAAGGAAUGCCCAGAAGUGCCGCUCAUAAAUCCAAUAUCAUUAAACCUAAAACGAUUAAAGCCACAGAAGGAAUCUUCUUUUGGAGUCCUGCUACCAUUCAAUGAAAAACUUUUAGUUACUCACAACAACGACAUUGUAUACAUAUUAGAUCCCAAAGAAAUGACCAUUAUAGCUACAGUUAGUCAUUUAAGAGGCGUUCUACAUGUUGCCACGCACAGAGAUGAAAUUUUCAUUUUAGAAGAAGAUAGGAGCCUAGUUAGGAUAUCAUUUAGGCCGGAAACGAUGGGAAGUGUAGGCUCCACCACUACGGACUCAUUUUUACCUCUAAAUUCCUUAAAAGACCUCACUUCGAAACUACAGUCCAGUAGCAUCAUCCCAGCUAUACCCCCAAUCGUAGAAAACAUCUUUAACCAUGACAUGAACAUACACACCGACGAAACGAUAAUAAUGAAUGCCGAAGAAGCCCUAGAGUCUCCCGCACGAACUAGCAACAUCACCCACGACGUCCAAAAGAAGUUCGAAGAAAUAGGAAAAAAGGAGUUUGAACAUAACAUUUUAUUUAAGAAAAGUAGAUAUAAGAAAAAAAGAAAAUCUUUGGACACCAGUACGAAUAGUUUAAGCUCAAAUAGUUCCGAAGAGAGAGAAUCGAAUAUUAUCAAACCCACCAUAAUGAACCUUAGUUCUGUAGGUGUGCUACCUGAUCUACGUAGUCCAGAGUCUAUCAAAUCCGACAUAGAGUAUAAAGAAAAAUUAUUAGCCGACAUUUUAAGUUUAGACAAAGUUAAAAUAUCGAAUAUAGAAGAUAAUUUAGAAUCGAAUAAUUCUGAAAGCGAAUGUGAUGAUAGAGUGAUUAGUUAUGAAAAAGAAGAAGAUGAUAUUCCGAAAUUUGAUUGUGAUAAACUGAAAUUAUUUGAAAAUUUAGAACCUUUAAGAGUUAACUACAAUCCACCGUUGUCGACACUGCUACCUAAACGUCAAACGUCAACACACAAUAUCAUAGAUAAAAAAAUCGAUCAUAUCAAAGAACACGCUUCCAAUAUGCCAACGCACAAAUCUGCAACGACUCCGAAGAUUCCAGAUGCACCAGCUUGUAUGAACAUCCCGAAUACGUGGGGCCUGACCAACAUACAUUUGAGAGAACGAAGCAUCAGUGUUAAAUCGGAUGAAUCACUGAGUGAUUGGGAAUUUGUCUAAGAUUAAAUGUUAUUUGUUAUUUUAUUGUGAUUUUUACAACGUAUUUAUUUUUAAAUAAUUUAGUCCAUUCGCUCACGGUAAAAUAUUGCAAAACCUCCAAAUUUUAAACAACCGCUUGGAUUAACAUGAAAUUUGGCACACACUUUACUAACAUCUCAAAAAAGUGAUAUUGUACCGAUGUGUGCUUUUACCUGAGGGUGACUUUCACCCCUUCUCGUGGGGUGAAAAACAUAUUAUGUUCAAAAUAAGCCCGGAAAUGGAUAAACUGACCAAUUCUAAGCAACUUUUGUUCUACAUCGGUUUUUUAUUAAGUUAAUACUUUUCGAGUUAUUUGCGAGUGAAUGUGUUCAUUUUUAAACAAAGAAACUACGUUGUUAGACGGGUUUUCGCAAAUAACUCAAAAAGUAUUUUAUCAAAAAAACAUUCUUACCAAAAAUAAAACUGAUAAAAAAGUGAAAAAAAUCUUUGUAUAAGAUCAUAGACCCAGUACAAGCAGAGUUGUAGCCAAUGAAAAAUAGAUUCAUAUUCGUCAAAUUCCAAAUCGAAUAUUUCAACUCGAAAUAACUAAAAAAAAUGAAGCAUAUGUUGGGGAAAAUUCAUUACAACUUCUUUAAAGUGCUGAAAAAAAGUAAGCAAGUUAUGCUUAAAAUAAAGGCGGUCCAAUUUUUUGGUACAAAAAUCGUGAAAAUAACUCCGUAAUUAGCAUCCCAAAUAAAAUUCAUCGUUACCACAUGUAUUGUUUAUAAUGAUCUGUAAGUUUCAUCGAUUUAAAGUGCUUAUUUUUGACAGGACUAUAAUUGAAAGGUAUUGAACGAGUCACUAAUCACGAGUGUACGCAAAUUUUGAACAGCCAUAUCUUAACCAAUGUUUGUCUUACAAAAAAACAAAAAAUCCAAAAUAUUCAGAAAAGCAAAAACUACAUUUUUUUACUCGUUAAUUUUUGGAUAUCACUAAUAAAUUUGAAUUUAUUUAAAAAAAGCAUAGAAUAGAGAAAUAGAAAUAGAAAUAUGUUUUAUUGUCACUGAAAAUUUUACAAUUUUGUGGACAAAGCUUACAUACAGUCAAAAAAUAUCAGUAAACAAAUAACAAAUACAAUUUACUAGAAUUAGAUAAAUCGUCAAAUAUCAGUAUACAGGAGACUCCCUCUAUAACGAGAACUGAAAUUGCGGACUAAUUACCUCGUUAUAAGCGGAUUUCGUUAUAUCAGACAACAAUAAUAUUGUGCAUACCACCACUACUAAAAUGUUUUAAUGCCUCUUACAUAGUUUAUUAGGUGUCGAUGGUCGACUUCAACAAUGAAACGUAGCCAUCGUAAAUUGUAAAAUUCAAUAUUGGCCGAUAGAUAAAUAGACAGGAAGUUUAUUACAAUUUAUUACAGCAGUGGCCUCGGUAAGCCCAAAGCUGUUGGGCGUUACUUCAUACAUGCAGUUAGGGUAUUUAUUUAUAGCCAUCACCACGCCAAAAACAGGUAACGAAACAUAUUCUUCGAUUUCAUUUUUCCUCGUUAUAACCAAAUAUGCCUCGUUAUAGAGGUGGUUUAGAUCAAUAGGAAUUUCAUGGGACAUCUAGUGUACCUCGUUAUAAGCGAAACCGCGUAAUACCCGUGUUCGUUAUAGAGAGAGUCUACUGUAUAAGAGUAUUAAAGUAAAGCAAAAACAAAAUAUUGCAAAAUUUAUAUAAAUUGCAAAUUGAACAUCAACAAAUAAAAUCAACAUUAGGAACUAAUAAGUUUUAGCUGCCGCGUAUGAAACUCAAUUUUCUUAGUUAUUCAUUAAGAAAUUCUUCUAUUGAAUAUGGUCUUUUAGAUAGAUAGGCUUUUGUCAUUUUACGGAACUUUGGGAAAGAUGUUGCAGAUUUAAGUUGUAAUGGGAGAUGGCUGUAAAGUUUUUUUGCUGAUAUAAUAUAUAUUUCUUUGCUAACUCAGUGGACGAGAUCGGUAAAUAAAUAUCAAAGGUUGAAUUUCUGGUGGAGUAGAGAUGAUUAAGCCUUGCUGGAAAGACAUGAAGGUGUUUACGAAUUAAACAAGCCGUUUCUAGAAUAUAUAAAGAUGGAAGUGUUAAAAUUCCGUAAUCUCUGAAGUAACUUCUGCAAUGUGUAGUUCUUCUGAGGCCAAACAGAUAUCUUAUUGCUCUUUUUUGCAAUUUAAAAGUAACAUCCGAUUGAGCAGCUGUACUAGAACCCCAAAAAGGAAGAACAUAUCGAAGAUGAGACUCGAACAACGAAAAAUAUGAUAUUUUAGAAGAUGCUAAAUUGAUUUCCCUUGAAACAGAUCUUAUUGCAUAGCAAGCUGAGGAGAGUUUCUUACUUAACGAAUCGAUAUGAAGGGACCAUUUGAGGUUGCUGUCUAAAAAAAUACCAAAUUUUACCAUUAUACCAAAAUUUAAAAAAAAAAUUAUUUUAAAACCAAGUUUUUUUUCAAAAAUAAGCACUUUGAACCGAUGAAUCUUAUAGAUCAUUUUAUAAUAAUAGGUACAUAAGUAAAGCAAAUUGUGAAGCGGUAACGAUUAAUUUCAUUUGAGAUGCUAAUAAUUAGGAGGUGACUUUCUCGAUUUUUUUUUUCAAAAAAAGGGGGUCAACAUUAUUUUAAGAGUAACAUCCUUAUUUUUGAGUCUAGAAACUUUUUUAAAAAACAAAAAUAAAGCUUUUUUAAACACUUUAAAAUAGUUGUAAUAAGGUUCUCUGCCUAUAGUGCGUUUAGACACCUCGUACAUACGUUUUUUUUUUCGAUAAAAUACUUACUUUUUGAAUUGUUUGCGAAAAACAGUCUAAAAACGUGGUUUUUCGUUAAAAAAUGAACAAGUUCACUCGCAAAUAACUCGAAAAGUAUUGACUUGGUGAAAAAACGCUAUACAACAAAGUUGCUUAGAAUUGGUCAGUUAAUCCAUUAAUACGGACUUAUUUUGAACGUAUAUUUUUUCACUUCCGAGAAGGGAUGAAACUCAUCCCCAGGGCAAAAGCACACAUCGGCACAAUAUUACCUUUUUUGGUAUGUUAGCAAUGUGUAUACAAAAUUACAUAUCAAUCCAAGUGGUUCUUUAAAAUUUGGAGGAAAAACCGUGAUUAAAUGGACUAAUGAUAAGUAUAUUUUUAUUUGCAUUGUUUAAAUAUUUUCUUUACAUUUAUUUUACAAUGAAUAAAGUUUUAUUUGAAAAA